This is a messenger RNA of Amphiprion ocellaris (clown anemonefish), 4136 nucleotides long. RefSeq names its product mediator of DNA damage checkpoint protein 1-like. Gene Ontology annotation, cellular component: cell surface. Lineage: Eukaryota; Metazoa; Chordata; Actinopteri; Pomacentridae. The coding region runs from base 305 to 4012 and encodes 1235 amino acids. Gene Ontology annotation, biological process: signal transduction. The transcript has 37 exons. The record is from RefSeq and is a predicted model, not a curated record.
AGAAUGAUGAGAAGCACUACACUGUCUGCAGCAUGUGUCAUUCUGGAAAUAUGUCCAUUAGCUGCUUCUAAAUCAGGACCACAGAUUUCAACUGUUUCCCAGAUGCCCGUUGCGCAACGCAUCAUGUGGUUCCCCCUGCAAUUGCAGACGGAUUUUGACAUGUUUAUUCCUCUCCACCAGCUCGAGCACGGUUUCCCUCUGACGUCUCAUCUGCUGGCAGGUGUUCAGAUAUGUGCUGCAUGAGCUUGUGAGUUUCAGAUCCCAGAUCACUCUGCAGCAGAGGACCAGAGAGCAGGUCACAGUCAUGAAGGAGAGGAGUGAAAUUUCUCCCGCGUGGAAAGUGCUGUUGGCGGGGAUGUGUGCGCUGCUGCUCCUCAGCUCUGCAGGUUUGGUGUUUCUGCUGCUUCGGCAGAGAGAGCUGGCGGAGGAGCUGGUCAGGUUGGAGUCCCAGAUGCAGGAGUUGUCUCAGAGCUGCAGGAUUCAGGCAGGGAUCCUUCCACCCGAUCUCACAGAGGCCGGAGAGCUGAAGAAGCUCCAUCGGAUCAGAAGGAACCAGGAGGGAGACUCAACACCAAGCCAGGACCAGAAGGACAUGCUGAUGCUCAUGACUUACUCCAUGGUACCUGUCAAAGCCUUCACAGAUCUGUGUAACGGCUCUAAAGGGGUUUGUUUAACAGGACCACCUGGACCCCGAGGUUUGCCUGGUAGACCAGGUUCACCAGGACCUCAGGGUGCACCAGGACCAGAGGGGAGACGAGGAAGAAGAGGUCCUCCUGGUCCACCCUGUCCUGCCUGUUAUUCCCAUGAAGUGAGAAACAAGAAGAACCAAGAACGCACUCGUCAAAACAUGUUGAUGGAAUCACCGUCACCACCUCCAGCUGAUGGUGCCAGAGAGGUUCGUAAUGUUACCGACUCUGAGAAACUUCUAGACACAAAUCUGGGAUCUGGGUCAGAAUCUUUUCAUCCAAACCACAGCCACGACACCUUGAAAAAUACCCACGGGAAAAAUGUGACAGAGGCCCCAUUUAAACUGUCAUCAGCCCUAAUUACUGCAGCCUUUAACAGCAACAGUGAUGCCUUCAGUGACAGUGGAAAUGUCACUGAUUCGUCAGUGAUAAAUGAGUUAGUUUCACCUCGUCCAAACCACAGACACAACACCUCUGUUGAAACCAGUCCAGGAAAUGUAACAGAGGCACCAGUUCAGACAUUAACAGUGUUACAAACACCAGAUCCAGGUCACAAUGUCAGAAAUGUUCAAGACCUUUCUGGCUUUAGGAAACUUAUAUACUCAUAUUUCGAAUCUGCUUUUUCUGCAGCAUCACCAACACCACAUCCAUCUGAAGACACCACAGAUGUUCUCAGUGUUACUGACUCUGAUAAACAUCUGGACUCAAACAUGGAACCUGGCCCUUUUCAUGACCAUGACAGCCGUAAUAUCAACACCAACAAUGUUACAGAGGGACCAGCAAAAUUAUUACCAGCCCCAGUUGAUGCAGAACAAAGCCGAGAUGCUUUAAAUCACGGGAGGACCAUGAAUAAAACACCCAUGAAGAGUGCAUCGUCAACAUCACAUCCAGCUGAAGACACCAGAGAUGCUUUCAGUGUUACUGACUCUGAGAAACAUCUGGACACAAACAUGGAACCCGCGCCAUUUCAUCAGCAUGACAGCCACGACACCUUGAAGGAUGCCGACAAUAAAAAUACGACGGGGGGACCAGAAAAAUUAAUACCAGCUCCAUUUGAUGGAGAACAAACCAGAGAUACCUCCAGAACUGUCACUGAAACACCCAAGAACAGAGAGUCAAUAACAUUUCAUCAGCAUAACAGCGAUGGCACCUUGAAUGAUAUCAACACCAAAAAUGUUACAGAAGAACCACUAAAAUUAUUACCAGCCCCAGUUGAUGCAGAACAGAACAGAGAUGCUUUAAAAGACAGGAGAAACAUGAAUAAAACACCCAUGAGGACUGAACCACCAGCAUCACAUCCAGCUGAGAACACCAGAGAUGCUUUUAUUGUUCCCGACUCUGAGAAACAUCUGGUCACAAACAUGGAACCUGAGCCUGUAACAUUUCAUCAAGAUGACAUCCGUGAUACCUUAAAAGAUAUCAAUACUGAAAAUGUGACAGAGGAACUGGUAAAAUUAUUACCAGCUCCGCUUGAUAAAGAACAAAACAACGAUGCCUUAAAUCACAGGAGAACCAUAAAUAAAAGACCCAUGAAGACUGAAUCAUCAACACAGCAUCCAUCUGAAGACACCACAGAUGCUCUCAGCGUUACUGACUCUGAGAAACAUCUGGACUCAAACAUGGAACCUGGAGCUUUUCAUGAACAUCACAGCAGUGACAUCAACAGUAAAAAUGCCACAGAGGGACCAGCAAUAUUAUUACCAGCCCCAGUUGAUGCAGAAGAAACCAGAGAUGCUUUAAAUGACAGGAGAACUAUCAAUAAAACACACAUGUGGACUGCAUCACCAACAUCACAUCCAGCUGAAAACACCAGAGAUAUUCUCAAUGUUACCGACUCUGAGAAACAUCUGGACACAAACACUGAACCUGGACCUUUUCAUGACCGUCGCAGCAGUGAUACUGACACUAAGAAUGUUACAGAGAGACCAGUGAUAUUAUUACCAGCUCCACUUGACAAAGAGAAAAACAGUAAAGCCUCAAAUCACAGGAGAACAAAGGAGAAUAAAACACACAAGAGGACUGAAUCAUCAACAUCACAUCCAGCUGAAAACACCAGAGAUGCUUUCAGUGUUACUGACUCUGACAAACAUCUGGACACAAACAUUGAACCUGUACCAUUUCAUCAGCAUGACAGCCAGGACACCUUGAAAGAUACCGACACUAAAAAUGCUACCAGGGGAUCAGAAAAAUUAAUACCCGCUCCAUUUGACGCAGAACAAACCAGAGAUACCUCCAGAACUGUCACUGAAACACCCAUGAAUAGAGCCACAUUUGAUGCAGAACAAAACAGAGUUACUUCCAAUGCUACUGACUCUAAGAAACAUCUGCACACAAAAAUGGGAAAUGAGCCCAUAUUAUUUCAUCAAGACAACAGCCAUGACACCGUAAAUGCUGCCAAAAGGCAAAAUGCUACAGAGGCACCACACAAUUUACUAACAACCUCGGUGUUUGCUGAUCUGGAUCAAAAGAGAAAUACUUUCAACAGCAGUGGAAACUUUAUUGAUAAACCCAUGAAAAGUGACUCUUCAUCAUCUUUGCAGACCUCUAAUACCAUCAGUGUGACCACUACUGAGAUGUGGACAAAAACUGAGUGUAAAAUUAAAACCAUUAAAUGCUCGGAGAGGACCACCAAAAUGCAGAACACCUAUGGAGCCUGGAUGUCGGAUGUGUCUCAGCCGGAUGAAAGUCGAUACUGGCUGGCUGAACAUUUUUCAGGCCGAGUUUUGGCGGAAUCCAGGAACAUUUCAGCUUUUCAGGAUGGAAACUAUAAAACUAUCGACAUCAGGAGGUUCUACCAGGGCUGUGGUCACGUCGUUUAUAAAAGGUCCUUUUACUUCCACAACGCAGGAACAAACAGACUUGUAAAAUUUGACCUGAACACGAGGAGAUCAAACACUCUGAUGAUGCCCAACAGCAGAUACAACAACCUCACUUAUCUUUUCCGCAACUCAAAGACAUAUUUCAAGUUUGCAGCGGAUGAAAAUGGAUUUUGGGUCGUCUUUGCUUCGAACACAGACGACAACACGAUGGUUGCGAAGCUCAACCCUGACAGGUUCUCUGUGGAGUCGGUCAUUAACACUGGCUACCCAACAACUAAAGCAGGGAACGCUUUCGUUGUGUGCGGGGUUUUAUAUUUUACAGACGACAAAGACAGGAGAGUGACGUAUGCAUUUGACUUAAAGAAAGAGAGUCCUCUGGAUGCAAGCUUUGAUUUAAGGCCAUCGAACGGCAUCUUGGCAAUGCUGUCAUACUAUCCCAACAAAAAGCUUGUGUACAUGUGGGACAACAGCAGUGUGACAACCUGCAGAGUUAAACUCAAACAUUAAAACUAUAAUAAAACCUUAUAAAGUAAAGAUAAAAACUGUUUUUAAAUCUUAUGAGCUUUAUGUGAAUUUCUUGAAACAGUGAUCAUUUCUUUUUGUAAUAAAAACAUAACCCCAAAUUACUGAC